AUGUCUAGUCAGCGUCUGGUCUUAGGUCUCCCGCGUGUCUUGCCGUCGCUGCCGCCGUCCCUUGCACCACCGUGCGGUCCUUGCGUCGAGGGUCGGCUGCGCGCCACCCCUCACUCCUCCUCCCUUCGUCCGGCCACCGAGCCGUUUGAGACGCUUCACUUGGACGUCUGGGGCCCCGCCUCUCGCCUUGGCCCUGAGCGUGAGCGUUUCUUUCUGGUGGUCGUUGACGACUACUCCCGCUACACCACGGUGUUCCCCCUGGCGAAGAAGUCUGAGGUGACUUCUACGCUGAUCAGGUGGUUGCUCACCAUCGCGAACACUCGUGGUCGUCGUGUUCGCCGUCUUCACUCCGACCGCGGGGGUGAGUUUCGCUCCGGCAUUCUCGCUGGAUUCUGUCGCGAGCAGGGCAUUCGUCAGUCCUGGACGCUUCCAGAGUCCCCACAGCAGAAUGGGGUUGCUGAGCGCCGCAUAGGCUUGGUCAUGGAGAUCGCCCGCACCUCCCUGACUCACGCCCGUGCCCCCCAUUUUCUGUGGCCUUACGCGGUUCGUACUCCUCUGACUUCACCUUUUACCACCCUCCCUCUCACCGGUUCUUUGACUCCCGUGACGUUCGAGGAGUCCACCCCCUACUACGUCAGGUACCCCUGUCGAGGUCUCCCGGUUCCUCCUCCCCCCCUCUUCCUGACUGCCGCUCCCCCUCCUGCUCCCCCGGUACAGCCUCCCCCCCCUGGUCCAGCCCCGUCAGGUGUGUCCCAGGCUACCCCUCCUCCUUCGGUAGCCCCUCCGGUACAGCCUCCCUCCCCACAGUCCUCCUCGCAGCGUGCCGCAGGUGCUAGCUCUCGAGAGGUUGGUGCUGAGCCUGUUCCUGUACCGGUUUCUGGUUCUGGGGGUGCUGGAGUUGGAGCUGAGCCGGUGGGUGCAGAGGACUCUUGUCUUCCGGGAGCUGGUGCUGGUCGCGCGGACACUGGGGGUGCUCCGUCUGGGGGUGAGGGUGCGCCUCCUUCGGGUUCUGGUGAGCCUGGGUCUGGAGCUGGUGUUGGUGCUGCCUCUGGGGGUGGUGCGCCUGGUGCUUCAGAGGUCGACUCUGGAGCUGUCGCUGCCCCGGACACUACUCCGCCCCCCCACCCCUACCCGACUAGGCACCAGGCUCGUGUUCGCCGUGCCCGUGAGGAGCAGCUGGCGUUGGAGAGAGAGGAGAGGGAGUUACAGCGGCUGGAGGAGCAGCAGCAGCAGCUGGAGCCGCAGGAGGAGCAGCAGCAGCAGCAGCAGCAGCAGCAGCAGCAGCAGCAGCUGGAGCCGCAGGAGCAGCAGUCACAGCAGCAGCCGCAGCCGCAGCAGCAGCAGCACCAGCCGCAGCAGCAGCAGCAGCAGCCACUUCCUCCUCCUGUCUCGGGUCUUCGGACCCUUGGUCUCCCCUCUCGCUCUCCUCCCUCCUCCCCCUCUCCUCCUGUCUACGGUCCCACGUUUCCUCCUCCUGACUCCUCCCCCGCUGUUUUCCCCAGUUCUCCGCCUUUGUCGUCUCCUCCUCCGUCUCGUACUUGGGCUACUCGUCGCUCCCCUCGUGCUCGUCCCUCGUCCCCUGUUCCUUUCACUGACCUUCGUACUGUCUUGUUACGUUCUAGUCCGCCUCGUUCGGCUCCUCCUGUGCUUCCUUCUCCUCCUGAGUCGGCCCUCACAGCUUCUCUCUCUACCCCUGUCACUGACUACUACCGCACGUACCGUCUUGUUCUCUCUCGUGUUCUCGCCUCUCUUGUUACCCACCCUCGUGCCUCUUUGUCCUCUGUCUCUGCUCUUACUGCCACGGUCACUGAGUUUGCCUCUACUCGCCGCCUUGACUACGCCACCACUCUUGUGGCUGCUCCUCCUACCAGUCCUCUGGCCGUCGGGGGUGUGUCUGCCCUUGGCUGUGACGUCCUAGAGGACAGGCAGUUUGAGCUAGAGUUCCUGGCAGCCGCUUCCCCUCAUCUCUGUGCCAUGCUCCUCACCCCUGAGGGUGACCCCGACGCCCUUGACAUUCCGACUCCUCGCACUUACGCUGAGGCAGUGUCAGGGCCUUGGGCCUCUCAGUGGAGAGCUGCCAUGGACGCAGAGAUGGCCUCCUAUAGAUCCACAGGCACCUACGACAAUGAGGUUCCUCCCCCUGGGACGAACGUAGUCGAUGGCAUGUGGAUCUACAGGGUGAAGCGGUCAUCGGGAUCUCCUCCGGUCUUCAAGGCGCGCUACGUUGCUAGAGGUUUCAGUCAGCGCGAGGGAGUCGACUUCUUUCAGACCUUCGCGCCGACCCCGAAGAUGACCACUCUUCGGGUGUUACUGCACGUAGCAGCACAGAGAGACUACGAGUUACACUCUCUCGACUUCUCCACUGCUUUUCUUCAGAGCAGCCUACACGAGGAGGCCCCUCGUGAGUGGCACGACACUCUCCGCUCUACCCUCUCUGACCUUGGGUUCCAGCCGUCUUCUGCCGACCCGUCGCUGUUCGUUCGCCGUGGCUCCACACCGUUCUUCGUUCUGGUCUACGUCGACGACCUCGUUUUCGCCACUGCUGACAGGGUUGCUUUGGCAGACGUGAAGUCCGAACUGCAGAAGAGACACACGUGCACUGACCUUGGUGAGCUGCGCCAUUACCUUGGGCUGCAGAUCACCAGGGACAGAGCUGCUCGCACCAUUACACUCUCACAGUCACACAUGGUGCAGCAGGUCCUUCAGCGGUUCGGGCUUCAGCACUCCACAGUACAGCGCACACCUCUUGCUGUUGACCACAGACUCACUGGACCCUUUCCUGACGAGCCGUUCGAGCCUAGUGGUCCCUACGCAGAGCUUGUGGGUUGCCUCAUAUACCUGAUGACUUGUACUCGCCCGGACCUCGCUUUCCCUCUCAGCAUCCUUGCGCGCUUUGUUGCGCCAGGGAGACACCGUCCUAUUCACUGGACAGCAGCUGUGAGGGUGGCGAAGUACCUAGCGACGACAUCAGGCGUGGGGCUAGUUCUUGGAGGGCAGCAGUCUGUCGUACUUACUGGUCACUGUGACUCUUCUUACGCUGACGACGCUGAGACUCACAGGUCUACUCAGGGGUGCUGUAAUAGUCUGGGUUCUGGAGCUGUUUCCUGGCGGUCCACGCGCUCCUCUUCGGUCUCGACCUCUACAGCUGAGGCUGAGAUCUACGCUGGUGCCAUGGCGGCAUAG
Messenger RNA from Closterium sp. Yama58-4, 3183 nucleotides. NCBI's taxonomy places the organism in Eukaryota, Viridiplantae, Streptophyta, Zygnematophyceae, Desmidiales, Closteriaceae. The record is from the annotation of a GenBank genome assembly.